CGCCGCGCAGUCAGCACGCGCGCCCGACGCUUGUGACAUAUACCGAAACUUUUCACUAGUAUGCCAUGUUCGGACUUUGAGGUGUUUUACGAAAAAGAUGAAGGCGUGGACCGCGACAGAGCAGGACACCUCGUUGCCCUGCUGCCGCACGCUGCACAUCAAGCAUGCGGCAUAUGCCAGCGCACUCUAUACAUUGAAUAUAUCAAUAUUAGUGGUGCUGUUAUAUAGUUGGAGGAUUGGAGUUAAUGCCAAGAGGUAUAAGGAGUUGGACGAUGUUUAUUAUGGUGUACAGAUAGCGUAUUUUGCAAUUAUAGGAACCCAAAUGUUCAUGAUUAUGCUCAGCAUAAUCUUAUUCUACGGGAUUUAUAAAGAAAACGUGGCGUUCUUGGUCCCGUGGGUGGUGGGCUGCAUGACCUUCAUGGCUUUAGAAGCCAUGGCCAUGGUCUACUCCAACAUCCUCAGAGAUCAUGUUAACAGACAAUUCGACGCUAUGUGUAAAGCAGAGAUAUCAUUUUUAAUACCAAGAAUACUUCUAAACUGCCUAUGCAUCUGGUGCGUGCUUCGGCUGUACCACCUCCUCCGUGCUGGCGUCACUUGGAAAGGUGCUGCGGCCAUCGAACUGUGACUAUUGGACGACAACCCCCCGGGGCCCCGCGAGUCGACGUUACUACUUGGGGGGGCUGAGAGCGAUACUGACGCUAGUCUUCACUCGCUCUGACUAAUCUAUCUCUUUCUAACAUCUGUCUGAACGAGAUCUGAGAGAGACCCAAAAACAUACUAGGCAAAAAAGAGGAUGGCUGAAAAUUAUACUGGCGUUGAACUUUCAGUUAAGAAAAAAAAUUUUGCCGCAUAUUAUUGAUAAUUUUAACAAACGUUUGCGUUUGUGUAUCAAAACUAAAGGAGAAUAUGUUGAAAAUAUUUCGUUUUGAUUUAGUUAUAAAUGAUCAUAGUUUUAAUUUUUAAUGACAUUUUGUAAAACGUCUAGGUAUGUGUAAGUAAGAAAAAUAUAUGAAAAAAUUGUCAAUGUAUAUUUGGGCCAUCCUGUAUUAUUUUGUAUAUUUAAUAAGUCUACUAUGACUGACUUUCAAUUCGAAUAUCAAAGUUCGAAAUCGAAAACGUGACGAAAAAUCGACAAUAUAACGAGCUAUCACUAAAACAUCUUCAAAAUAAGCUCAAUAAUAGGCCCCGUGCAUGAACUAUAGGGGCAGCAUAGGAGCCGUCAGAUUAUAGGCGCGAGGCGUAAAUGUGUCGUUUAUGCUUCCACGUAGCCCACAAGAUGGCAGAACCUACUAUGCACAAGGAAACGUACCGACGAGAACGGUAGAUGGUAGCACUUGCUUUGGCAAUGUACAUGUGCACAUAUGUUUGCGAUUCAGACCACAAGAUGGCAGACCCUCCAACGCGCACGGUCCCUUAAGCGACGCCGAAAGGGUUAAUACUUGCAUGAUGAAAAUUAGACAGUGCACAUUUUUUUGAUUGAGUAAGUAUACUUAAAUUAGAGUUACUGCUUUUGUCCUAUUUUAAUAACGAAACAAUAUUCAAACUCCAUUUUUUUAUUUAAAAUAACACGUUUGCCGCUGCAGGUCAAAUCGGCCCGAUGCGAAUACGAAUGCUUAAUUGCCGCAGCGAAAGUGUGAAAAUUGAAAAUUUGUGCUCUGUCUGAAAUGCCACACUGUAUAAUAUAAUUGUAAAUACUGUUUGUCUGUAAAUGUUCCAAGCUGUAAAUAAGUUCCUUGUAAUAGAUAUUCGUAUAAAAGUUAAGUUAGAAAUAGUGGAAUUCAGAUUGCAAAAUGUAUUCAAGUUUUGAUAUUGUUACGACUCCCGUGCACCAAAUAUAGUGCGAGACAUAUAUUAAUGCGCCAAAUGAGUCAAAAUGACACACGCAGUCCAACCAAAACAAAAACAAUCAAAUAUCAAAACUUUUACAGAUUUUGAAAUCAGAAUACCGCUCAAGCUUGCCGCUUGUAUAUACAGAGGCAAUUGUGAAAUUGUUAAUGCCUUGAUUUUAUAAUAUACGGUGUUAUUAUAUUAAACUAUUAGACAGUAAAGUGUUAAGGUGAUGUUCGGAUGUCGACUGCAGCAGAAUUACUGUUGCGGCGUCGUUAUAGCCCCGUGUUUCUUCCAUUCUUUCAUAAAAUGAAGUUCGCUGCCGUAUUACUCCGUGAUCAUGAAGCCCG
Molecule: messenger RNA, 2177 nt
Organism: Cydia splendana
Lineage: Eukaryota; Metazoa; Arthropoda; Insecta; Lepidoptera; Tortricidae
Exons: 7
Coding region: 98-625 (175 amino acids)
Source: RefSeq, a predicted model, not a curated record